Messenger RNA from Purpureocillium takamizusanense, 1992 nucleotides. RefSeq lists its product as uncharacterized. Lineage: Eukaryota; Fungi; Ascomycota; Sordariomycetes; Hypocreales; Ophiocordycipitaceae. The coding region runs from base 1 to 1992 and encodes 663 amino acids. Gene Ontology annotation, biological process: transmembrane transport. The record is from RefSeq and is a predicted model, not a curated record. The transcript is spliced from 2 exons. Gene Ontology annotation, molecular function: transmembrane transporter activity.
AUGACACGUCCUCCCAAGCCCCGACCCGGCAUCGGGCCUCUCUCAGGCGCCGCCGCCGCUGCUCCCGGGACAGCCUCCGGCUCUCGCAGAACCUCCUCAUCCGCCUCCUUCCACGCCGGGGCCCCGAUCCCGACCCUCAACACCUUCCGCCGCCUCUCCUCGUCCUCCUCGGUCGUCUCUCCCUCGGCACACCGCUACCAGACCUUUGCCGCCCCCAAGCUCGUUGUCGAACCCGCCAUUCCCUCAUCCCGCGCAUCCCCCGAGUCGUCUCGCCCCCCGUCAGCCUCGUCCAUCUCCUCUGCUGCGUCGUCAUCAUCCCCCUCCUCCCAAGAUAGCAGAAGGCGCCACGAGACGCCUCUGCCCGUGCGCCAGCUCCUCCUCCUCGCCUUUCUCUCCCUCUCCGAGCAGACGGCACUCAACUCCAUCUCCCCCUACCUCCCCGAGAUGGUCGUCUCCAUGCCCGGCAUCCCGCGAGACGACGUCGGCCUCUACGUGGGCAUCCUCGCUUCAGCCUUUGCUCUGGCCCAGCUGUCCACAAACUUCCUCUGGGGCUACGCCUCGGACCUCGUCGGCCGCAAGCCCGUCCUGCUCGCCGGCACCGCCUUCCUCAUGGCCUGCUUCUGCGUCUUCGGCUUUUGCCGCCAGUACUGGCAGGUCGUCGUCGUCCACGUCGCCAUGGGCCUGCUCAACGGCAACGCCGCCUGCGUCCCCACCGUCCUCGGCGAAGUCACCGACCGCUCCAACCAGAGCAAGGCCUUCACCUACCUGCCCGUCAUUUACUCGCUCGGCAGCAUCACGGGGCCUGCCCUCGGCGGCAUCCUCGUCGGCAAGGUCUGGGGCGAUGCCUUUCCCUUCCUCGGUCCCAACGUCCUUGGCGCCGCUAUGCUGGCGGCGAGCGUCGUCGUCGUCGGCAUCUGGUUCGAAGAGACCCUCGAAGAUGGUGAUCCCGCCGACGGCCCUUGGCGACCGCAGUGGGUUACCGCCCUCACCUCUUGGUUCCGCCGGCCUGCAACGCGCCCGUCCCUAAACCGGAACUCAUGGAGCUCCCGGUGGCCCACCAACAGCCGCCAGCCGCUUCUGCACGCCACGUCCCCGCCCCUGUCCGACGAUGAGGAAGCAGACGAGGACGAGACCGAGGUUGCCUCUGGUAGCCUGGACUCGGUCGCCAAGCACCAGUCCCCCUCGUCCUCCUCCCCUGGCACACUGACUGCCGACGCGGUCAACAAAGACGGCAAUGGACAGCCCUGGCGCGACCUCCUGAACCGCACAACCCUUACCCUUCUCAUCACCUACCUCGUCUUUCAGCUUUCCAACAUCUCCUACAACUCGCUCUACCCCAUCUUUGCCUCCUCCCAGCCUCCCACAGGCCGCGGUCUAUCCCCCACCCUGAUCGGGCUCAGCCUCAGCCUAGCGGGCGUUGCCACCAUUGUCUUCCAAGCCUUCCUGUACCAGCCGCUCAAGUCUCGCAUCGGCAGUCUCGGCGCGUACAGGCUGUCUCUGUGGGGCAUCGCCCUGAGCAUGGUUCUCAUGCCCUGGGUCGGAUACACGGAUGACGAGCCGCUCUUUGGGGUCGGCAGCGCUCGGGGGUGGCUGUACGCCGAGCUCGGUGUCGUGCUCAUUCUGAAGAACAUUUGCGCCGUCGGCGGCCUGUCGAGCGUGAUGCUCCUUAUCACCAACUCGGCCCCGUCGCAUGCCAGCCUCGGCACGCUCAACGGCGUGGCGCAGACGCUCUCGGCUCUCGGCCGCAGCAUCGGCCCCUUUGUCAGCGGCGGCCUCUUCACCCUGUCGACGGGCGUCCGGCCCAAGGGUGAGGCUCUCGCGUGGAGUAUUUUUGGCGGGCUCGCGCUCGUCGGUGCUGUCGGCGCCCUCUUCAUCCGCGGCGAGGGGCUCGAGAGCGAAGACUGGGACAGCGAGGACGAGGGGGAGGAAGGGGACGAGGGCCACGAGUCACGCAACGACCAUCGGGGACGACAAAACGACGACAGUGUAUAG